CUGACUUGUCUAAGAUUACGGAGCUAGUGAAUAUCUGAGGUUGGAUUUGAACUCAGGUCUUCCUGACUUCAGGAUCAGUGCUCUAUCUUCUGAGUCCCUGGGGCACAUUCUGAGAUCAUAAACUAUUGAGAUCCAUCCAGUGGUCUCUCUGAGUGUUUGAGGUUAUCUCUGUCUACGUAUGUCGAUCCAGUCGAAUAAUGGAGAUGAGAAACACUAUGUGUUCAGAUGCAUGCAUGCAGGCAUCACACACAGUGCUCUACCAUAGUACCAUGGUUUGUUUAUUAUAUAGGUUUUCAGGUACAUACUUCUUUGACACACAAUCAAUUUUCUACAUAUGUGAUAUUCUACAUUCUGAUUAGAUAUUAUCAAAUCACCUAAACAACACUCUUGUGACAUUACUACAACAAAGAAUUCUGUGAUCAUUCCCUGUUUCUACAACAAUAGGUGAUGUAUAUGAAUAAAGUCAUUUGUAAGUUAGUACCCCUUGACCUGCUGAGAGGAUCAUUGUGCUUUUGAUUAGCUUUCACUAUCAAUCACAAUUGCUUAGGAAAUUAAUAACAAAACAUUUUCCUAUCUAGGUGCAAAGUUAAAAGGUGACUUAAAGCAGACCAGAUUUCAGGUUUUCCUCAGUUUACAAGUUCUGUUUUUCUUGUGUUACUUUGAAGUGCCUAGCAAUGCUGCCUGGUUUCUGUUCAUCAACAAAUUCAUUGGAGUAUGAUAACUGUAAGGAAAGAUUUAUUAUGGUGCUCAAGCAUUUGGCCAGUGAUUAUUGUAGUGCCUUGGAGCAUAUCUGUGCUUGAGAAAGGAGGGGUUAUGGGCAAUAAUCUUUGGGCUUUAAUUCCGUAAUUGCAAUCUUUUGGGGGUAAUAGUCUAGGGGGAUUAAAGUGGGGGGUAUAUGUGUAUUGAUACUAUAAGUAUUUGCUCUCAUUAUUUUGCUUGUAUUGGGGAGAGACUAAUAAUCAUAACAACUCCAUUAGUAGGGAAAGUUGGAGAGAGAAGUCACAGAAGAGGGGUUAGCAAGGGGCUUUUUGUUCUCAGAGGGCUGCUUUGCAGUUCUCUGGCUUCCCAUUGUGACUGUGUCAACCAGUGGGAGUCUGUUGGCUCCCCACAAUAAACUAGCCACUUAACAAACCUCUAUUGGGUCAUUUAAUGUUUUCAUUCUUCCUAAGAGUUAUUGAUAACAUUUUCCCAUAUAAGAAGUAAACAAUUUGACCUUGUUGAGUCCCUUAUAAUUGGUCUUUCAUGUUUACCUCCAACAAUUCUUAUAGAUCACAUUUUCUUCUGAAUUCUACCUCUGGGGCUUGUGACUUGUUGAUUUUUCAGUGUUUGCUCCUAUAACCAGAUGAUGCUGAGGCCAGAGAUAUCAGAGAUCCCUCUUCCAAGCUGUGCCCUGACUGCUUUGCUUCACUCCCUAUUUAUCACUGAUUCUGUGGAGUUAUUUCUGAUUGUCUGUGAGGGAGCUUGGAGAGUGAGUUAGUCUCAUGCCUUACUCUUCCAUCUUCCCACAUCCCCUCCCCGGGUCUAGUUUUGUAGAGGAAAAACUGGAGGGCAUCACAUAUUUAAAAAAAACCAAAACACUAAGGUCAUUAAUUCCUGGGAGUGGCUUCUUGUAAAAGGCAGGACUUUAGGUGAACUUGAAGAAAGUCAGGGAAGUCAGGAAACAGUAUUCUGCUGAUCUUCCAGUUUUGCUCCUCAUUGGGGUUAUUUCAGAUAUCUUUUCUCAUUAAGUAUGACUUCUUUCAGUAUCUACCUUCUAAUCUAUUGUGGAGACAGGCACAUUUCCCCUUAGAUCCCCUCAUUCUGGAUCCAUACUAUGCAUUGGGCUCAAAGCACUUCUUCUGGUGACUUACUCCCUUAUAGUUCUCUCAUCUCUCCAUCCUCUGUAUCGUCUCUGGCUUACUAUGAGUGUCCCAAAGGGUGCUGUCUUCAUUUUGCCAUUUCAAAUCCUCCAGAACCUCUUUCUUACCUUUCUAACUUUCUUACCUUUGACUCUACUCCAUGCACUGGAUGACCUGGUCUCAAUAGUCUCCUUGCUGUUCCUCACACAUGACACUGUCUACUUAUUCUUAACAUUUGUACUAACUGUCCUCCAUGCCUAGAAUGAUCUCCUUCCUUCCCACUUCUGGUUUCCUUCAAGUCUUAGCCUAAAUUCCACCUUUUGUAGGAGGAUGUUCCCAGUUCUCCUUUCUUUAUAGCUGCAUGUACCAAUCUCUUUCAGAUUCCUUCACAUACUCCCUAUAUCUCUUUUAUGUGGCUCAAUAUUUAUACAUUGUCUCUUUUGUUAAAAUGUAAUUUCUCUUGAGUGUAUGUAGGUCUGUAUUUUUCUUUCUUUGCAUCCCUCCUUCUUAGCAAAAUACCCAGCAUAUCUUAAUCUCUUAGUAAGUUCUUGUUAAGUAACAUAUUGAUUGCAGUCUCUAAAAUCCCUUCUAGAUUUGUGUCUGAGAGGAUCUGACUUCUUUUCUGCCCCCUUCUUCCAGAUGACUCCAGGAAGGUGGAGUGAACUGGGGAACUACUCAGAGGGGACUGAGUUCAUUCUGAUGGGUAUCACAGAUCUUCGUGGCCUGCAGCUCCUGCUAUUUGCUGUCCUCCUGCCCACUUACCUGUUGACCUUGCUGGGCAACUUGUUCAUCAUGGUCCUCUCCCUGGCAGACCAACGCCUACAAAUCCCCAUGUAUUACCUCCUGAGGAAUUUCUCUCUGCUGGAGAUGGGCUUCACCUCAGCCGUCACUCCCCAGGUUCUCAGCCACCUUCUCACAGGCCAGAAGACCAUCUCCCUUCCCAGAUGCUUCUCCCAAAUGGUCCUUUAUUUUAUCCUGGGAACUGUAGAGUUCUUUCUAUUGGCUGUAAUGUCUAUGGACCGGUACCUAGCCAUCUGCUAUCCCCUGAGGUACCCAGCCCUCAUGACCAGCCGGACCUGCCUGGGACUGGUGCUGGGCUGCUGGGCUGGGAGCUUUCUCUUCAUCUCUGGGCCUUGCAUCUGGCUAUUUCUCUUGCCACUCUGUGGUCCAAAGGUACUCAACCACUUCUUCUGUGACAGCACUCCCCUGCUGGCUCUGGUGUGCACUGACACCAGGCCUCUGCAGCUGUUUGCCUUCCUGGUGGCUGUGUGUACCCUGGCUGGUGCCCUUGCUGUGACAGCAGCAUCCUACACCUGCAUCAUCUGGACCCUCCUACACUUGCCCUCUGCCCAGGGCCGGCACAAGGCCUUCUCUACCUGCUCCUCCCACCUCCUGGUGGUCUCCAUCACCUAUGGCAGCUGCAUCAUCAUGUACCUCAAUCCCACCCUGACAGGAAGGCUGGACCUCAACAAGGGGGUGGCCUUCUUCAACACCACUGUUGCCCCACUGUUGAACCCUUUUAUCUAUUGCCUGAGGAACAAGCUGGUGCAGCAGGUCAGCAGAGAUAUGUUGGUCAGAGGAAGGGGGCCUUCUCGGCACCUCAGAGUUUGACCAAGGGGCCCUGGGACCUUCUAGAGGUCAGAACAUGGAGGAAGAGGAGAAUGGAAGAUGAUGGUACAUGAGACAGGAACAAAGUCUUUGGAACCCAAAGGUCUCAGUCUGAGGCUCAGCUCUUACACUUAAUACUGGCUGAUCUUGGACAAGUCUCCUCUCUUUUCAUGGUCUCCACGAAAUGACGUAACUGACUAAGGUGAUGUCUAAGGUCUCUUCCAAAAUAAAAUUGCUGUAAUUCUUUUUGAGGGCAGAACUUGUCAAGGAAGAGGGCAGGGAUAGGCAUGGAGAGAGAGAGAGACAGAGACAGACACAAGAGAGAGGCAGACAGAGGAAAUGGAGAGUGUAGGAGACUGGAGGACAGAGAGAUGAUAGAAAGAAAGAAAAUGAGAGACAAAUAAUGGGGGAUUAAUGUGAAAGGAAGGAAAGUGGAUAAAAAACAGAGUGGUAAAGGUAAGGGAUAGAAUGGAGAGCUCAAUAAAAGGAUAGAAAAGAAAUGAAAGAGAAGGAAUUGGAUGGAAAAACAAGGUUGGGGGAGAAGAUGUAGAAAUGAGAGAAGAGAAAGGACUGCCAGGAGGAAGAGAGAAAGACAGAGAGGGAAGCCUUGCAAAAUUAUAGAUUAUGCCGACUACCUCUGCCAAAUGAUUCAUUUUAGAAAUGAGGAAACUGAAGCCCAAAGAGGUUGAGGGACUUCUCUGAUGUCUCAUAACCAGUAAGAGGCAGAGUGGGAUAGGAACACUGAUGUAUGAAGCUCUCCGACAGUUCACUGGGUUACUUCAUCAGGUGAAGGUGGCAGAAUCUUGGCAGAUGAUGACCACUACUGGGGAGCCAUAGGCUGCUUACCAAAGUCACUUCCUGGAGGGGAAUGAAUGGAUACCAGUUUACACAGCUGCUGAAAGCUAAACACAACACAACACAACACAAUAUGGGACCCAGGUGCACAGAGUCCUGCACCCACCAUUCAUUAGAAGGCUAGGAAGGAAGGGGCUACUUACAAUUCCUGAUUCCAGUCAAAGUAGAAGUUAUCUAGUUCACAGAAGUCUCUAGGUCCCCAGAGAAGCUCGAGUAGAGUUUGGGUGUAGUGGGGGGCUUCUUCCAAUGCUAACCAAAGGAGAUACCUUUUGCCAUAGCAGGAGAAGGAUGCUCGACAAAGAUAUUGAGUGACCACAUCUCGCUAUUUGAGCUAAGUGCAUUUUCCCUGCCCCAGUGUUGCCUAAUAUGGUCCUCUGG
Molecule: messenger RNA, 4679 nt
Organism: Monodelphis domestica (gray short-tailed opossum)
Lineage: Eukaryota; Metazoa; Chordata; Mammalia; Didelphimorphia; Didelphidae
Source: RefSeq, a predicted model, not a curated record